UUACGGCAAGGGCAUUUUGUAGCCAACGUUUCGUUUUCUCUGUUAUACGCUUAGAGACAAGGCAUUAACAGCUGUGUGACUGUGAAUUUGAAAUAACAGUUGAUUAUAGUAGUUUAUUCCACACGCGACUGCCUGCUACCAUUACCCAGAAUGCCUCGCUAGACUCCGUCUGUUGAAGCAGUGACUGUGUAGAACAGAGUCAGCCUGCUAACAGUUACGUUUGACAUUCAUGAAGUUGUCGUUACUAUGCAUUUUUAUUGCAUGAAAUAAGGUAACGAGGGAAAGAAAAUAACAGGGGAAGGCGAUAUUUGUUGUUGUCAAUACGCCAGCAAUGCCUCUGUUCACGACCAAUCCAUUUGACCAAGAUGUUGAGAAAGCGACCAGUGAGAUGAACACAGCUGAGGACUGGGGCCUCAUUCUGGACAUAUGUGAUAAGAUAGGACAGUCACGCACUGGGCCAAAAGAAUGUCUCCGAUCUAUAAUGAGAAGAGUGAACCACAAGGACCCCCAUGUGGCCAUGCAGGCACUGACUCUCCUUGGUGCCUGUGUCUCAAACUGUGGGAAGAUAUUCCACCUGGAAGUUUGCUCCAGAGAGUUUGCAAGUGAAGUCAGUAAUGUCUUAAAUAAGGGCCACCCUAAAGUGUGUGAGAAGCUGAAAGCACUGAUGGUGGAGUGGGCAGAGGACUUCCGUAAUGACCCCCAGCUUAGUCUGAUCUCAGCUAUGAUCAAGAAUCUACGGGAGCAGGGUGUCACUUUCCCAGCUGUUGGGUCCCAGGCUGCAGAGCAAGCAAAAGCAAGCCCUGCUUUAGUGGCGAAGGAUCCCUCCACCUCCACAAAUAAAAAAGAAGAAGAGGAUCUGGCUAAGGCUAUUGAGUUAUCACUGAAGGAGCAGCGCCAGCAGCCACAGACCUCCCUGUCAAGCCUUUACCCAAGUACCUCCAGCCUCCUUUCCUCACAUAAGUCAGAUGGCAGGAAAGUCCGUGCCAUCUACGACUUUGAGGCUGCUGAGGACAACGAACUCACCUUUAAGUCUGGAGAAAUCAUCACAAUCCUAGACGACAGUGAUCCAAACUGGUGGAAAGGAGAAACAUACCAGGGAAUAGGGCUGUUUCCAUCCAACUUCGUCACAGCUGACCUCACUGCAGAGCCUGAGAUGAUGAAAACAGAGAAGAAGACAGUGCAGUUCAGCGAGGAUAUCCAGGUGGAGACUAUAGAGCCUGAACAGGAGCCAGUGUUUAUAGACGAGGACAAAAUGGACCAGCUGCUGCAGAUGAUCCAGAGUGCAGACCCCACAGACAACCAGUCCGACACUGUUGAGUUACUACAGUUGGAAGGUGCCUGCAAUCAAAUGGGACCCCUCAUUGACCAGAAGCUGGAGGAUAUAGACAGGAAGCAUUCAGAGCUGUCAGAGCUGAACGUUAAGGUGAUGGAAGCUCUGUCUUUGUAUGCUAAGCUAAUGAAUGAAGAUCCAGUCUACGCCAUGUAUGCCAAGCUGCAGAGCCAACAGUACUACAUGCAGCAGCCAGCCAGUGCAGCACAACAGGUGUACCCAGGACAGCCUGCAUCAGGUUCUUACGCUAUGAGUGGCCCUGCAGUGCAGGGUUACACAGUUCCCAUGGAGCAGCUUCCAGCUGGAGCACCCAUACCUGGUCAGCCAGCUCCUAGUGAUGUUCAUAUGUACAUGGGCCAGCCGCCAGUCUACACAGCAGCUCCAGGCAGCAUGGCCCCAGCAGAGGUACAGUCCUACCAGAACCCAGCCAGUGCCCCUGGCCCCACCCCAGGCACCACUCCCGCAGGCAUGACGCAGACACCAAACUACAGCACCCCCUCUGGGCCCAGCAUAGCACCUUCCUCAGACGCCUCGCAGGCCCCCUACUCGGAGAAAGCCUUGCUAUAGGGUCUACCAAGCUCACUGUAAUCCUCACUCCUACACACGUACAUGCGCCAGACCUUAUCAAACAGUGGUAGAUCAUUUCUUUAACUGUCGUUUUAUAAUGUGUUUAUCAUAAGAAGGAUGAAAGAAAUAUAAAUGGAGAGGUCUUACUUAAAAUUUAGUGCCCUUAAAUUCAUAAAAAAACAGUUACACUCUCAGUCCAGGUUAAGAAGUGAGCAUGACAGUUUAAGCAUCUUCCACAAAGCACCAUAAGCUCUGAAAAUACUCUUUUAGGACUAUAUUUAUUUAUUAAUUAAUUAUAAUGCAGUAUUUUCUCCCUGUUUUUCUUACUUAAAUCUUAACCAGAUCUUAAAACAUGCAAAAGUUUGUAAUUGCACUUUUUGGUCAUCGUUUAAAAUGGAUCACUUCUCAAUCUAAAUCUGAUGGCAAUUAAUGAAUUGUCUUUUUAAGUACAAGACCUGACACUGAUUCCAGCUUUAGUGUGAUUGGACUUAUAAAAUAUGUUGUAAUACAUUAUUUAAUGGGUCUGUAAUUAAAAAAGGAAAUCAUUGAAGGAAGAUGAUCAUUUGGUAUGAAUAGUUUCUUUUGUCCAUUUCCAGAGAAAUUUCUUCAAAACACAAGCCCUUAUUAAAAGCAAGUUAAGAUUUAUUCCUUUGUCAAUGAUUAUUGGAGCUCCCAAAAUUCAAACUGAUUAUAUUUUAGGGUAUUGACCUCUGACUUGAUGCUUUUUUUUACACUCCCAUUUCAAUUUAAAAUUAUUGGGAUAGACCCUGUAAAACUUGACUUUUCAAAUGCAUACACAGCUGUUAAUCUGACUAGAAUUGUGCAAAAUCAAAUUUCUCAAAGUUGGACCAAUAUAUCUAGAUGAUGGGGUUGGAGGUUGUAUGCUUGGACUAGGCGUUCUGCACAUGCUCUAUAGUCUUUGGCUGGGCUUUGACCCAGAAAUCAAACAGCAGAAAUGCUAAGUGUAGCAGGAGUGAAUGAAGCUGUGUUUCCAUGAGGUGGUCUAGUUUGACUACGGUUUGGUAUGGUAUAAGUAGCUGAAAGGGGAGAAAUUGCCACCUGUUGUGGCAACGGCAGACGAGGUCCCAUCAAAAACAUUGUCUCUCUAUACAUGUAUACUGGAAUAAGAACAGUGGUCCAGUUAAAUUGCCUAAUUAAGCUAUAACUCUAAUCAGAAUCUUUAUUGUCAUUGUACACAAGUACAACGAUAAUUGUGCAUAAUUCCAUUGAGUCUAAAAAAAACAUAAACAAAAACGAGGUAUACCCUGACUCUUUGCUAUAUAUGUAAACAUGCUAAUUGUAAGCUGGUGACAAAAUUCCUUUUAGAAACAUUUCAAAGAAAUUGUUUUCAUAAUUACAGAUCUGUUUAAUAAGGUGUUAGUAAAUUGUAAGCUGUAGGGGUAGCCACAUCAACCCUAAAACAAAGCAUUUGUGCAGUAACUGUGAUCCAGUUUAAAACCAGACACUAUAGGCAGGUGUACAGCAGCACACAAACACAGAUGUUCUAGUUGGUCCACGUCCUCAGCAGUUUUUUUUUUACUAAACUCUCACUGGCACACUAACACGAGUUGAACUCCACAACAAGCCACCGCCUUCUCACCCUCUUAAAGCAACUACAGUGCUAAUCACGUCUCACAAAAAGGGUCAUAAAUUAACAUUUUUAUUUCUUUUUUGUAUUAAAAAAGGACUUUUUGUGAUGCUGAAGCGUUAGGCUACAUUCUGUAUAUGUUGUCAACUUUUAGAAGUACUGAAAACUGAAGCCACUUUGUUUUAUUUUAGAGGGAAAGUGAACAAGAGGAGUUACAGCAUGCACAUGACUCUUGUAUAUACUGUAAUGAACUAGUAGUGUAGCCACAGGAUGACCUCAUGAGUGGGGCCGUGUGUUAGUACAGCUCUGGGGGUUCUUUAAAAGGUGAACUCUGCAGUCGUUGUUUGAGCCCGGUGUAAACGCCAAAGAGAACAAAGUGGAAAAGAAAAAAACAAGAAAAAGAAAAAUGUAAUUUUUCCUUGCAUAUUUUAAUAAUAAUUGACUCCUAAUUUCAUGCUGCAGUGUUUUCCUCUCCAAAAUGAGCUCCGUCUCCAUUUACGGGCUGUACUAACACACUCGCACCAUGCACUCGGCUACGAAAGGGGGGAACUCUGUGAAAAACCCCAGUGUCUUUAAAGCAUCUCUUUAGUCAGUGUUGAAAAUUGAAUACAAUGUUUUUUGUAGUGCAUUUAAUUUAUGUUUUUGAUUAUUGUUAUGCUAUUUUAAAUGGAGAAGCAGUGCAGGAUGUAUGUAUUCCGAGAAAAGCAGAAUAUGUGAAAUUCUGCCUGACUAAGUUGUAUAUUUAAAAAGCUCACAUGAGAACAUGGACUCCUCUCUCUGUGUUUGAUACAUGCUUAUUGUACUGUAGGGUCAAUGGUAAUGUGAAAAAUUGAUCCAACCUACCCAUGUGCAUUUCAAAUCCGUUCCUCUCUCAGAGCUAACACUACAACAAAUCCUCCCUGAAGCAGAUCUGAAGCAAGGUUUCUGGAUAAGUAGUCAGGAUUUGAAGCAACCUUCUUCCAAAAUCUCUCCAAGCUUUCAGUUCAUGACACAUUCAAGAUCAAAUGUUUCAGUACUCUUCUCAUAUCGUAAAUCUAACCACAUACUACCUGUUGAAAUUUUAAGGGAAGGACAUGUUUAUAGAUAUUGAUUGCACAUUGCAAAAAGUUGAUGAAACAGGAAAUUUAUUUAUGUUAUUUUAUUAUACUGAUUGAUGCUACAUGAAGGAAUGAGGAGUUUGAGACACUAGAUGAUCCAAUUGCAGGACAAAUUGGUUCGUGGAGCUGACUGUAAAUUUGUGUCCUUUCAAUUUCUUCUAAAAGUCAGUGUUUGGAAUGUGCUACUCCUUAUCAUCCCUGUGCCACAUUGAGUUUGUAGAACAUCCUAAAACUUUAAAAAUGCACCUGGGACUUUAAAGACAAAGGCCAUUGUAUUCUCCAGAACUGGAUUUAAACAUUAACAAAGUUUAUUCUAAGGUGAGAAAUCCUUUUUUUGCAGCCUUUGACUUAAUUUUAGAAUGAGAACUGUUGAUCUUUUGGAUAGAUGAGGGCUGAAAAUAUGAAACAUAUAAAUAGUAGCAGCUAUUCUGGGACCAGGGAGCCAGGAGCCAGUUAAUCAUCACACAUUUUACCAAUGUGACAUCUUUUUGCACCACAGUAAUGGAGCGCAGCCCCAAUGUAACUUAAUUGCACAGGAUUGAGAUGCUGCCUGUUUUUAAGUUUUAAACCAACAUCAUUAUUGUAAAGGUUCUGUCUAAUUGUGUACCCUGCUGUUUGUAUGUAUUCUUUUAACCAUACUUAUUAAUUGAUAUUCACAAUAAAACCAGGCCAAAUGUACAGAA
This is a messenger RNA of Cheilinus undulatus (humphead wrasse), 5265 nucleotides long. RefSeq names its product signal transducing adaptor molecule (SH3 domain and ITAM motif) 1 (gene stam). Gene Ontology annotation, molecular function: ubiquitin binding; phosphatidylinositol binding. The transcript is spliced from 14 exons. Gene Ontology annotation, cellular component: ESCRT-0 complex. Gene Ontology annotation, biological process: protein transport to vacuole involved in ubiquitin-dependent protein catabolic process via the multivesicular body sorting pathway. The record is from RefSeq and is a predicted model, not a curated record. Bases 332 to 1897 code for a protein of 521 amino acids. NCBI's taxonomy places the organism in Eukaryota, Metazoa, Chordata, Actinopteri, Labriformes, Labridae.